Vitis vinifera (wine grape) is the source of this 366-nucleotide messenger RNA. RefSeq names its product signal peptidase complex subunit 3B-like. Gene Ontology annotation, cellular component: signal peptidase complex; membrane. The record is from RefSeq and is a predicted model, not a curated record. Gene Ontology annotation, biological process: protein targeting to ER. The transcript is spliced from 2 exons. The coding region runs from base 1 to 366 and encodes 121 amino acids. Lineage: Eukaryota; Viridiplantae; Streptophyta; Magnoliopsida; Vitales; Vitaceae.
AUGGCCUCCUUCUCUGAAAACCUCAACACCCCCUCGCCCUCCUCCCAAGUCGAAGUGUUGACAGCUGAGUAUGCAACACCAAAGAAUUCCCUGAAUCAGGUUUCUCUUUGGGAUGAUAUUAUACCUUCAAAAGAGCAUGCGAGAUUCUGGAUUCAUACCACAAACAAGUACCGAUUCACUGAUCAGGGAAGCAAUCGCCGGGGAAAAGAAAUCAACUUGACAUUGCACUGGCAUGUCAUGCCCAAGACUGGAAACAUGUUUGCGGACAAAAUAGUCAUGACCGGUUCCGCUUGCCAGAAGAAUACAGAUAAGGAUGAUUCAGGGGUGUUCUUUUGCUGCAACUUCAGUUUAAGUCCCAAGGGAUGA